This is a messenger RNA of Helicoverpa zea (corn earworm), 9583 nucleotides long. It is a transcript of the gene Ca-alpha1T, whose product is annotated as voltage-dependent T-type calcium channel subunit alpha-1G-like. Gene Ontology annotation, biological process: neuronal action potential; calcium ion transmembrane transport; sodium ion transmembrane transport. The transcript is spliced from 36 exons. The record is from RefSeq and is a predicted model, not a curated record. Gene Ontology annotation, cellular component: neuron projection; voltage-gated calcium channel complex; plasma membrane. The coding region runs from base 537 to 7466 and encodes 2309 amino acids. Lineage: Eukaryota; Metazoa; Arthropoda; Insecta; Lepidoptera; Noctuidae. Gene Ontology annotation, molecular function: voltage-gated sodium channel activity; low voltage-gated calcium channel activity.
GGGGAGUAGGGCGGGCGGGAGCGAAGGACCAGUGCACCCGACGCCACCGCCCACUGAGCACGUCUCACGCGCUCUCCACAACACGCGUCUACGAACCUAUGCACAAUAUAUAGUGGACAAGUGAACAGUGAUCUUUAUUUCAAGUGUUACAUUUUUUUUUUGGAUUUUAUUUUUAAACGGCAUUUUUUGAACGACUUUGGUUUGUCUUCUCAAGCUCCGUUGGUUCCGUUUUCGAUACCUGUCUUUUUGUGAUAGCAGCUAACUAAAUUAAAAGUUUGUCUGAUCGAGUUCAUUGUGUUCGGAUAAGAAGUUUGAUUAAAUUCCACCAGCUGUUUCCAGUUCGGACGUUCAAAGAUAAAGUGUUCUUCGUUCAAAUACAACGACGAUGGAGUUUGUAAAUGUCGUGACGGAGCAAUCCAAACACCCGCUGCCGGUGAUAACCGACACAUAUCUAUAUAGUUGAGCAUAAAGCUAAGAUGGUGAAGUAGUGUUAAUAGACAAUUAAAGUGAUACAAUGAGCUUAUAAGUUUAAGUGAAUGUCUGGUGAUCGGGAGAGGAUGCCGUACUACGGGUAUCGGGAGGGCGGGCCGGAGUCGGACUGCGAAGGGGGGUGCUCGGACUCAGAUGGGGCGGAUUCGGACUCUGAGGGGGGGCUGAGUACUGAGAGCACGGUGGGGCAAGGCCUGCCCUUCCCCGGGUUCACUCCGGUCGCCCUCCGGUAUCUGACGCAAGAAACGAGGCCGAGAAGCUGGUGCCUCAAGCUGAUCACUAAUCCGUGGUUUGAAAGGAUAUCCAUGUUGGUAAUCCUAUUGAACUGCGUAACAUUAGGAAUGUACCAGCCGUGCGUCGACGAUCAGUGUGUAACGAAUAGAUGCAAAAUAUUACAGGUUUUCGACGAUAUAAUAUUCGCGUUUUUCACGUUGGAAAUGUCAAUCAAAAUGGUGGCGAUGGGCGUUUAUGGGCACGGAACUUAUUUAGCGGACUCGUGGAACAGAUUGGAUUUUUUCAUUGUUAUGGCCGGAGCACUGGAAUAUGCAUUGAACGUGGAGAACAUCAACCUAUCAGCGAUCAGGACUAUUCGAGUACUCAGGCCAUUGAGAGCCAUCAACAGGAUACCAAGUAUGCGUAUCCUGGUGAUGUUGCUACUGGACACGUUACCCAUGCUAGGAAAUGUUUUGCUGUUAUGUUUCUUCGUAUUCUUCAUAUUUGGCAUCGUGGGAGUUCAACUCUGGGAAGGAAUUUUGAGACAACGCUGUGAAUUCGUCCCACCACCGAAUGUACUGCGACCCAAUAUAUCAUUCUACUACGAGUUUUCAAAGGAGUUGGACUACAUUUGCACGACGCCCGAAGACAAUGGGAUGCACACGUGUGGGGACUUCCCUCCCUACAGAUACGGACCUCUUGUGUGCAACGAAACGGCCAAACCGUUCUCCUACAACCUGCCGACCAACACGUCUUGUGUCAAUUGGAAUCAGUAUUACACUAACUGUACUCAAAGGGGAAACAACCCCUUUCAAGGCACGAUCUCCUUCGACAAUAUCGGACUCGCGUGGGUCGCUAUUUUCUUGGUGAUAUCGUUAGAAGGCUGGACGGAUAUAAUGUAUUAUGUACAGGACGCGCAUAGUUUUUGGGAUUGGAUUUAUUUCGUACUGCUGAUUGUGAUCGGAUCGUUUUUCAUGAUCAACCUCUGCCUGGUCGUCAUAGCGACUCAGUUCAGUGAGACGAAGAAACGUGAAAUGGAACGUAUGAGGGCGGAACGUGCCCGUUUUACGUCAACGUCUACUCUUGCUUCUUCGACCAAUAACAGUGAACCCGCUACGUGUUAUGCAGAAAUUGUCAAAUAUGUCGCACAUUUGUGGAGACGGUUUAAAAGGAGAAUGGCUAAGAAGAUCAGGGUCUAUCGAUAUCAACGUGCUCAGUUACGUUGGAGGACGAGCAGGGAAACUCUUCAACUACCCGCUAAUAAGCCGAAACAACAUCAUCCCUGUUGCCCGCGUGCUCAUCCACAGCAGGGUAACGGCGGCAAGAGUGUGAGUGAGGAGGGCUGUGCAGGGGGCGACGAGCCAGUCCGCCGCCCCAGCCUGUUGCGCGUGCCCUCGCUGUCAGCCGCCGAUCUUGAGAAUGCAUCAAAUCUAUCACUACUAUCGCCGCCCUCAUUGAGCCGUCGUCGUUCCUCUGUGAUGUUCAGUGACACCGUGUUGCUGCACACUCCGACCACUCCUCACGGUGCACAUCCGCACAAUGUGUGCUCUUCUGAAAAAAUGACUCAAACAGAGUUCGACCUGCCGACAGGCGACACGGCGGAGGAGCGCGCGGCGGCGGGCGGGACCAUGUCGUGUCAGGAACUACUGGCAUUGUCAGGAGCGUUGUCUGCCGCCCUCCCGACUGGACAAGUGGCCCUGGACUCCUUCUUUGAAGAACUUACGAAGGGCAUCAGCAAGAGAGCUGGGGAGGAGAAAAUUGAUACUAGGAUCGUAGAAAUAGAAGAUUUCUCCUGCUGUGCGGACCUGCUCGCCGCUGAAGCCGCAGCCAAGGAAACGCGCAAGAGUCGCAUCAGUAACAUGUGUUCCAAGUUCUGGAGCAGAAUAUCAAGAGCACUCUCCAAGCUUAGGAAGAAGAUCAAGUUCAUUGCUGACCAUAAAUAUUUUCAACAAGGCAUUCUACUGGCGAUCCUCAUCAACACGCUAUCAAUGGGCAUUGAGUACCACAAUCAACCGGAGGAGCUCACUGUCAUUGUAGAAAUCAGUAACGUCGUCUUCUCGGCUAUAUUUGCCGUUGAAAUGUUACUCAAGAUCGUGGCUGAGGGCCCCUUUAAGUAUAUCUCCAAUGGGUUCAACGUCUUUGAUGGUGUCAUCGUUAUACUUAGUGCAUUCGAACUGGCACAUAGCAUGGGCCAGGAAAAAGACAUGGCUGGCAAUUCAGGGUUGUCCGUCCUCCGUACGUUUCGCCUCCUUCGAAUACUCAAGUUGGUGAGGUUCAUGCCCAACCUGAGGCGGCAACUAUUCGUCAUGCUGCGGACCAUGGACAACGUCGCCGUCUUCUUCUCACUACUAGUACUAUUUAUCUUCAUAUUCAGUAUUCUGGGCAUGUAUCUAUUCGGUGGUAAGUUUUGCAAGUUCGUCGAAGACAAUGGCAGCGAGCGGGAUUGCACCUGCCCUGAGAUCAUCUCGCACCAUCCCAAGUGUGAGUGCGACAGGAAACAUUUUAAUAACAUCCUAUGGGCUACCGUCACCGUGUUCCAGGUUUUGACUCAAGAAGACUGGAAUGUUGUAUUAUUUAAUGGUAUGGAAAAAACAAGUCACUGGGCUGCUUUAUACUUUGUUGCCCUUAUGACUUUUGGAAAUUAUGUACUGUUCAACUUGCUAGUUGCUAUACUUGUUGAAGGGUUCAGUUCUGAGCGAAAUGAGAGAAGGGAGCGUGAACAACGCGAGCUGGCAAAAUCAAAAUUGUCGAGCGAAUGUUUCUCAGACAAUAACGAAUUGCACUACGACGACUCGAACUCGGGAUCACAUUCCAGCGAGAGCUUUUCACAGAAUGAAAUAAAAAACUAUUGGAGGUCAGCGGAUGAUGUGCGAAAGGCUAAAGAUGAUGUGAACGGACAUAAAGAGAAGGCGAUGAAAUCACGCCGUAAAACCAAGUCGUCGGCACAUCAUCCCACACUUUGUAAGGACUGUGCACAAUCUAACAAGUGUAAUCUACAAAAGGAAUCAAAAAUGCUAGCAAGGUGUGCUGGCACAACAGAAUCGUCAGCAUUACCAAUGAUAACCCACACGGCAGCUACUCCUCAAGAUUCACCGUCAACUACUUUAGAACCUGGAGCUUCCUUCAGAGAUUUCAACGUCGCUCUGAGCUUAGAGAGAUCAGCCAUGCUAUCUAGUUUGGACUCCAUUGAUCGUACUUCUUGUGCCAGCAUACCCGGAUUACUCAAACCACCGAACAGCUAUACAUUGACUCUCCAUUCAGCUCAAGCUCAACUUGGAGCUGAAAAGGCUCGACUACCCCCUAUGACUUUAGCACCUCCCCCUUUAACCCUCGCUCCACCCCCUUUAAGACCCUCUUCGCCGGCUCCUACAACACCAACUACACCAAGGUCUAUACCAUCGCCUUUACUACCAGAAAAGAAUCUUCAAAUAACCAUUGCAAAGGAUGAAAAUUGUUUGAAUACGAGUGAUAAGUCUAGUCUUCUGAGUUCUCAAAAGAAUAUAAGUGUAGUUAGUAUGGGUGCAAAUGGCGAAGAGAAAUGUAAGGUGCAACGAGGCUACAGUUGGCGUAGGCCAAGUCUUAAAAAGAAGCCUAAACAAAGGACAGGAUCCGACUCAGACGCUAUUGUACUCAACAAUGGCAGGGAUCACACAGUUUGUAACGGUUCAAACAUCCGCAAGAACGAGCUACUCCUAUCAUCAUCGAUGGUGAUUAAGAACGACACACAGUCGGAGUUGCCGAACAACAGGACUCGUGCGCAAUUGCCUCCACCGCGCGUACUACCACCGCCAGCUAGACGUGUUUCUGCACAUAAUGCACCUUUGUUACCUGAUGUAUCUUGGAAGGCUCCAGAAGCGGGGUUCUCAUCGGACUCGACCAUUCGACUGGAUUCCGUGAAGCCUCCGCCUCACAGACUGUCACUCACUAACGACUACUUAACAGGCAAGUUGCGAGUAUCUGAGUACGACUCAUUGGUAACAGUGACAUCAGUAUCAGAAGUGAAGGCGAGCAACUUGACUCCGCCCACCGCCGCGGCCGCGCGAGAGUCGCCCGCGCCUUCGCUACCCGCGCGACACAACGCACAACCAUUGCCCUUAAAGCAAAUCAAUGAGGAGGUACAUACUAGUAAGAUUAAGGUGGCCAUAAACAACGUGUGUAUGUUAUCAUCGAGAUUUGAUAGACGACGGUACAGAUUCAAAGACCUUUUUCGCUUUAUGGAGCCGACGGGCUGCCUCAAAGAGAAAGAAUUUUACUCACUGUACAUUUUUUCGCCCGACAACAAUAUGCGGAGAUUCUGCACGUGGGUGGUGACUCGGGGCUGGUUCGACAACAUAGUUCUGUUGUUUAUUGCGCUGAACUGCAUCACAUUGGCCAUGGAGCGGCCGAACAUACCGCCCGACUCUAAGGAACGGGCCUUCCUGUCCAGUGCCAAUUACGUCUUCACCGGCGUUUUUGCUGUGGAGAUGUUUAUUAAGGUAGUGGCAUCAGGAAUGUUUUACGGUCCCGACGCGUACUUCACUUCAGGAUGGAACAUCAUGGAUGGCUCACUCGUCAUCAUAUCUAUCAUCGAUUUAUUAAUGUCUUUAGUAUCAGAGUCCAGUCCAAGAAUAUUCGGAAUUCUCAGGGUAUUUAGACUACUUAGGUCCCUAAGGCCACUGCGAGUGAUAAACAGAGCGCCAGGGUUGAAGCUAGUUGUACAAACACUGCUGUCCUCGUUGAGACCUAUAGGAAACAUUGUACUUAUUUGCUGCACUUUCUUUAUCAUAUUCGGCAUUUUGGGAGUACAGCUUUUCAAAGGAGCAUUUUUCUAUUGCGAAGGUGCAAACAUAAAGAAUGUUAAGAACAAGUCAGACUGUCUCGCUAUAGAGGGUAACGUGUGGGUGAACAGGAAAUAUAACUUCGACGACUUGGGCAAAGCGCUCAUGUCACUAUUUGUACUGAGUUCUAGAGAUGGAUGGGUCAACAUUAUGUACACUGGACUGGACGCAGUGGGGGUUGAUCAACAGCCAAUAGUAAACUACUCAGAAUGGCGUCUCCUAUAUUUCAUCGCGUUUAUAUUACUGGUCGGAUUCUUUGUACUAAACAUGUUCGUGGGAGUUGUGGUGGAGAACUUCCAUCGUUGCCGCGAGGAACAAGAGAAGGAAGAGAGAGUUAGAAGAGCUGCCAAAAGAGCACUGCAGAUGGAGAAAAAACGAAGAAAAAUGCACAUGCGGCCGUAUUAUGCAGACUAUUCCCAAACACGAUUAUUCGUCCACAACGUAGUCACAUCUAAAUAUUUCGACCUCGCUAUAGCCGGCGUCAUUGGCUUAAAUGUCGUUACGAUGGCCAUUGAAUACUAUAGAAUGCCGCCGGCUCUGCAAUAUGCCCUUAAAAUAUUCAAUUAUUUCUUCACCGCUGUGUUUAUUUUAGAGGCAAUUAUGAAGCUUGUGGCUUUAGGGUUCAAAAUAUACUUAAAAGACAAAUGGAAUCAAUUAGACGUAAUUAUCGUCAUCUUAUCUAUAGUGGGAAUAGUUUUAGAAGAAUUAGAGACUAAUAUAAUUCCAAUAAACCCGACUAUUAUGAGGGUAAUGAGGGUUUUGAGGAUAGCCAGGGUACUGAAGCUGCUGAAGAUGGCGAAGGGAAUAAGGGCAUUGUUGGACACAGUGAUGCAAGCGCUGCCGCAAGUUGGAAACUUGGGCCUGCUGUUCUUUUUGCUAUUUUUCAUCUUUGCUGCGCUCGGUGUCGAACUGUUUGGGAGGUUAGAAUGCUCUGACGAAAUUCCUUGUCAAGGUCUCGGUGAGCACGCCCACUUCGCGAACUUUGGUAUGGCAUUCCUGACACUGUUCCGCGUUGCCACUGGCGACAACUGGAACGGCAUCAUGAAAGACACGUUGCGAGAAGACUGCGACAGCUCAGUGGACUGCGUCAGAAACUGCUGCGUGUCCACCAUCAUAGCGCCGAUAUUCUUCGUCGUGUUCGUGCUCAUGGCGCAGUUUGUACUUGUCAAUGUUGUUGUUGCUGUCCUCAUGAAACACCUAGAAGAAUCACAUAAACAAAUGGAGGACGAAAAUGAUAUGGACGUAGAACUCGAGCGUGAGUUGGAACGGGAGGCCGAUGACGAGGAGGACAGAGCACUGUGCCGUGCUUUAGAACAAUUCAUGAGUCCCCCGCGGCCGCUGAACAAGGUACCGUCCCUUCCGGCUAACUUCACGUAUAGCGAGCCCAAGCAACCCGCACCGUCCCCCGCACGGCGCCGGCGCACGCUGCACUCGCACACCGCUUUGUUGCCGGCGUCGCUGCCGCCCAGGCGCGCUUCCUUAUCUCCUCACGCCUUCGGGCGGCGCCGGCAGGACUCCGCCUCCGAGCCGCCCGCCGCGCUCUACGAGGAGGACGCGCGCUUCAUCGACGCCGACGACGCCGACCAGCUCGAGCCCGGCAGCCCGCCGCACCGCGACUCCUUCGCGCAAAACAGGCGCCAACGCGCUGACAAACGAAACUCCCUGCGAGGAGAGGAGGCUCGUUUACUACGACCAGUACUCCUCGCUGUACCCUCUAACAGACAAAGCCUAAGACUGAGCGGCCCCAAACGAAGAUCCUCUACGGAAUCAGCCGCCACAGACGCGAGCAGCGCGUCACGCUCUCAGCACCAACUCACUCCAGAAUCAAUGGAUCAACCAAUAAGCGAGGAGGAAAAAAUAAGAAUAGUAAUCGCCGAGAGGCGAAAGAUAGACGCGACGAGGCCCGAGCCGGACGACGUGGUGGAACUGUCGGAGCGAGGCUCCUAGUCCAGGCGGGGCCGGCCGCACCAACACCAUGAAGUCUACAUCUAGACGACGCUCAAAGCGACGUCCGGAUCCCUAUCCUAUCUCUUCCUCGAUCUCCUCUCGUCUGUAAGUCUUGUAUGCUCAACGGACAGUGAAUGCUUGAGCUCGGUUGCACGAACAGUGAUUGUGACGAUUAUAUAAACUAAUCUUGACUUCAGUGCGUUUCAGUGUUGUGUUGCGUUGUCGAUAUUUACGAAAGAUGGAUAUUGCCCGUUCAGAAGCGAACUUCUCCUACGUUUUCUUUCACACAUCCAACCUAACCCUCACUUACCUUUUGCGGCCGGUUCAACUACUUCAAAAGAGACUUUAAUAAAUUUAGUUUAAGGUGUAUAAAAUAUGUAGAUAGGAAUUAGAACUAGUCAAUUUGUUGUGGUGGGAUGUUUUCUACGAGAGCUAAAGUUUACUUUGUAAUUUUAUUAUUAGUACGGUGCUUGCUGUUAAAGUUCAAUUCGUUAUUAUAAAUACUAUAAGAUUUUUCAAAGUAACCUCAACGAAUUAUUUGUUUGUAGACAUGACAUAGUUUCAGUUGAUCGAAUAGCCACUGACUUGAUUGAAGUUGUGUGUGCAAAUUAAUGUUAGACUUUGUUUUAAGAACGGGUUUCAAAUCAUUGAAUUUUUAGUGUUAUACGAUUUGUGUAAUCCAACGAUUCGAAUAAAGCCUACAAUAUUAUAAUUUGGAUGUGGGUACCUAGUAGUCUAUUGUUACUAGCUAGAUCUUUGUCAAUCUAAUGUCUAAAGUGGAACCAAACGUUCGUGAAUUGAGUAUUAAUCUCUCUAAAGAUGAAAAAACAUAUUUUCUGAAUAUAAAUGAAUCCUAUUUUCUUACAGAGUCAUGUACGUAACUUAGACGUGUAAUUGGCAAUACGCACAUAACGGUAGAGUCGACAUUAGGUAGAACGAAGUAGAUUGUGAGUAACGACAUCGCAAAACUGACCUUCUUACAUAAGUUACGCUCUACGAUAGUUUGGACUUAGAUCGUAUUAUUUAUAAUUUUAAAUGUUUAGUGCGAUCUAUCACUAGCCGUGCCAAAUCUACAAGACCUUUGUAACUUAAGCGAACAUUUUAUAAGAGUAUUUUAAUUGAGCAGUUGAUACCUAGUUGCUUGUCUUUCAAAACUUUUCCGCUUGUUAAAUUACUUACUGUCUACUUUAGAAAAGGCCGCAGAGCAAGACAAAGUUACUUAAAGUACACAAAAUAUCAAAGUAAGUUCAAUUAAAGCACAAACUGCUGUUUAUUUUGAGACAUGUCUAUGUGGUUGUAGUUACUGUACAAGAUCGUACCUAGUUAGGGAAGUCAGCAAUAAAUUUUAUACUUCGACUGUGCCUUUCCUAUUUCUAAUGUAUUAGCUUGUGAAGUUGAAUGUGGGUAGUCUCUGAGAUUAAAUGUAUACUGUAGGAGUUGGAGUGUAGAUACAUUAAAUUAUGAUUCUUGUUGAGUCUUUAUUAAGUUUUUGUUAUAAUUGUCAUGUGAAAAGUUUUGUAAAUGUAAGACGUUCCCCGAGAAAAUGAUGUUAUCUUUGUGCCAUUCCGAAAGUAAGAACUAUCCUAUUUUGUACCGUUGAAAGCAGUACAACAAACAUAGUAUAGCAUUUAGCCUAAUGUUUUAGUUGUGCCAUUAUUCCAUUGAUACAUCAAGUUGUCCUAAUUAACAAUGUAUUUAAUUACUUGAACGCUUCUCCUUCCUCAAGACGCUAUCUUUUAAUUACAUAAUGUCUUCCAUCUUUACUAAAUCUUUACCGAUGACUUGAAAUGGUAUCGAUCGAAGUUUAAUUACUAGCUACAAUAGAGUUCUUGUAUAAAUAGACAUCGAGUGAUUUCACGUUUAAUAUUAUUUACAUUUUCAAGUUUAUGUAAAAGAAUUGAUUAAAAGGAAUUUAGUAAAAUUAAGUAUAGUAUUUUCGUGAUAAAAGUAACUUCGUGAUAAUGAUGAAUAAUUGUUUUUCGGUACUGAUCGUAUAAUAAUUUAAGUGGUAUGAACAAUGUUCAUAGUUGAGUACACCUGUUAUCUUAGCUGGUGAUCUGUCGAGUUAAGAAAGUUACGACAAUGUUAGGUUGAAAAAAUAAAUUAAUAUUCAAAAA